Molecule: messenger RNA, 1090 nt
Organism: Sinocyclocheilus anshuiensis
Lineage: Eukaryota; Metazoa; Chordata; Actinopteri; Cypriniformes; Cyprinidae
Exons: 3
Coding region: 155-1090 (311 amino acids)
Source: RefSeq, a predicted model, not a curated record
UAGAAAAAGCUGCGGUUUUAAAACGUGUGGACAGGGCCUGCGAUCGUCCAAGAAGAAUGUAAGCUGCAGUUCAUUCAGCCCAACCACACAAGAUGGAAUGCAGCAGAGAGGGCAAUGCGGAUCCUAAAGGAGCAGGGAGAAGCAUCCCUUCGGAAUGUGUACAUGUACAGCAUUCAAAAUUAAAAUGCUAAAUCCUGCUGAAGUUUCUUACCUCUCUGAGUACUGCAUUGUGAUGAAGCUUGUAUCCAUGGCCUUGAACAUCCUUCAGUCUGAAACAAACACUCAGAUGGGGUGGCUGCUUCCCACCAUCUGUCUUCUUGAUCCCAAGCUCAAAAAGAUGGAGGCUUCCAUCAAGGUCAACAUGCACAAAGAAGUCAUGUUUUUCCCUGGAAAAGUGAAGGUUGUUCUCCGUAAGGGACCUCUAGGAUAUCACCUUCAGGAGCCAACUGAUGAGGCAAGCCUGAUUAAAAGCAACCCAUCACUGCAGGACAAGUCAGCGCCCAUGAAGCAGGACCUUGUCAGACAACAUGCUCUGACUGUUGUCCGUCAGAGAGGAGGGGAUGCCUCAGACAAGAGAGAGGUUUUGGGCGAAUACAUCCUCCAAUUUGGAAAAUACAAGGGCAAGUCCUUUCGGUGGCUCCUUGAAAAUGACAUGGGGUACACCAUAUAUCUGAUGAAGACCCUGCAGCAGGAAGAGGCUGCUGGAGAGUUUAGGGCAGAGGGACACAGCAAACACAGCCUGGUGUCGUUUGUCAACUAUGCUCACAGCUUUGAAGAAAUUGAGUCUCCUCUUAGCUAUGUGUCCACAACACCAGCUGCACCAGCAGCCUCAUCAGAGGAUGACCAAAAUUACAAGAGCACAUGGCAGGAGAUUUGGAAAAGCAGGGCUGAUGGAUAUGCAUCCUGUGCACUGGGGGCGACCUGUGUCCCAGGGACACGGAUGCACAAACUGCAGCAAUACCUGCGGAAGCAGCAGCAGUCAACCUGUCGGCCUGUGCCCACAUCAAGUGCCAUAACUCUGCCCAUUUCUCAUUUGCUCUUUAGCAGGAAAUAUUGCCAUUGUAUCAACUCAUAUAAACAAAUAACAUAA